UUUUUGUGUAUAUAAAAUUCAAUAGGUAAUUUUACUCAAACCCCUCUCUCUCUCUACAAUCAGCGGAGGUUUUGUUUAUAGGAGGAUCUGAUGUACUCGCUCGUGGAUCUCAACUAUAUUCACGAUCAUGAUGGCCCUUGAAAAUUCAGAAAAUAUGCAAAUAAACUGUGAGGCAUCUUUAAAAUGCCUCCCGGGCAAGGUAUUUCCUUGCAAUUUUCAGAGUAAUGGAAGUUCUAUGGAAGGUUUUACAGAGCUUAAAAAUGAGCCUGGUACUCACCCAGCUGGGGAUGUUACCGAGCCUAACUGCCAUUUAGGCAGUGAGUUUCUUGAGCCUUCCAAUGAAUUUCACAGCAAACCAACUUAUCAUCAAAACUACAGCACCUGGACGCCCUGCCAUUUUAGUGCUCACAAGGUGCAGCAAUGCCAAAUGAAUGGUUUUGAUGGCCAUUUUUAUCCUUAUCCUGUUGAGAACCAGCUUCAGUAUGUUCCAAUUAACAUGGUUGCUCAAGGUUAUCCACGUGAGCAAUAUCAAGAAUUCCAGUAUUUUGUGGUGAUAGACUUUGAGGCUACCUGUGACAAGGAAAAAAAUCCCCACCCUCAAGAAAUAAUUGAGUUUCCAUCUGUUAUAGUGAGUAGCAUCACUGGCCAACUGGAAGCUUGUUUUCAAACAUAUGUGAGGCCUACCUGCAAUCAUCUUCUGAGUGACUUCUGCAAGGAUUUGACUGGUAUCCAGCAAAUUCAGGUGGACAGGGGUGUUUCAUUGAGUGAGGCUCUACUUAGGCAUGACAAAUGGCUUGAGAAGAAGGGAAUAAAGAAUUCCAACUUUGCUGUGGUUACAUGGUCUAACUGGGAUUGUAGGGUGAUGCUUGAAUCUGAGUGCCGAUAUAAAAAAAUACGGAAGCCUCCUUACUUUAACCGCUGGAUCAACUUAAGGGUUCCUUUCCGUGAGGUAUUUGGUGCGGUGAGGUGCAAUCUAAAGGAAGCUGUUGAGAUAGCGGGCCUGGUCUGGCAGGGCCGUCAACAUUGUGGCCUUGAUGAUGCCAAAAAUACUGCUCGCCUGUUGGCAUUGCUCAUGCACCGUGGUUUUAAGUUUUCCAUUACCAAUACCAUAAUGUGGCAGGGACCUUCUGAUCUGUCACUGGUGUGGAAGCAGUCUCCAGAACAACCAAUCAUUUUCCCCCAUUGCCCCUACAAAGCAAAGGAUGUCUCCUCUCCCAUGGGUCAGUAUGGUCCUUUCUGCUACUGUGGGGUGAAAAGCAGCAGGGGCAUGGUGAGGAAGCCAGGUCCCAAGCAAGGGAGCCUUUUCUUUGGAUGUGGAAAUUGGACUGCAACUAGAGGUGCUCGCUGCCAUUACUUUGAAUGGGCUGCUAACUAAGUGCACCUUUUGAUCAACUGUGAUCAAAUCCUAAGUUUUCUUAUCUGUUCUAUGUAAAAAAGGAAAUGAAAAAAGAAGAAAAUAAAAAAAAAAAGAAAAGAAAGAGAAUGUGACUUAUGAAAGUAGUGAGUGGUAUUGUCUCUAGUGGAAGCAUGUAUUCCUGUCUGCGAGGUAAGGUUUCUGCUUCUUGAUGAAGUGUAGAGAAAAAUUAGAUGCCUCAAUUGCUAUUACUUGUGACUGCUAAACAUCAAAGUAGUCUUUGUGUCUGUCUUGACUUAAGAGAGAGGGAGCUUCAAACUGUAAAGUUGACUUGUUGACUGGAGAAUCAUUGGGGAUUGUGAGGAAUAGUAUUGUUAGGAUUGAUGCUUUUACAUGCCUAGGCAUGGUAAGUUAUCAUUAAAUAAUCCGUCAAAUAGGAGUGGUUGUUUCCUUGCUCUGAAUGGGAAUUGCUAUAGUUUCCUGUGCUCCCCUUUGCUGCAUACAUGUCAAUAGUCAUUAUUAUGUUUUAACUCUCACCUUUGAUGCACCUGUAGUGUGUUGGUGAGCGAAGGGUUUAUCUUAAAAAUGCUUAUAAUUGGUUGCCACAAAAGAGAGCAAUUGAAGUUAAUCAUUUAGCAGAGUUUGUUGUUUCC
Molecule: messenger RNA, 2007 nt
Organism: Vigna unguiculata (cowpea)
Lineage: Eukaryota; Viridiplantae; Streptophyta; Magnoliopsida; Fabales; Fabaceae
Molecular function (GO): 3'-5'-RNA exonuclease activity; nucleic acid binding; zinc ion binding
Source: RefSeq, a predicted model, not a curated record